Molecule: messenger RNA, 999 nt
Organism: Exophiala aquamarina CBS 119918
Lineage: Eukaryota; Fungi; Ascomycota; Eurotiomycetes; Chaetothyriales; Herpotrichiellaceae
Exons: 4
Coding region: 1-999 (332 amino acids)
Molecular function (GO): D-amino-acid oxidase activity; FAD binding
Source: RefSeq, a predicted model, not a curated record
AUGCCUGCAGCAUCUAGUUCCGUAGUAGUCCUUGGUGGAGGAGUCGCGGGUCUCACGACUGCGUUGGAACUCAAGAAUAAGCACCCCAAUAUCAAGGUCACGCUGGUUGCCAAAUUUCUGCCCGGUGACGUCGCGCAGGCAGAGUAUUGCUCUCCCCAAGCCGGUGCUAAUUGGACCUCCUUUGAAAACGAGUGGAAUCGGUAUGCCUGGUAUGACCAGUUCUCAUUCGGACGGUUCUUACGCAUAGCGGAUGAAUUUCCAGAAAGCGGUGUCGAACGCUUUCCUUUCCGUUUGGUCCAUGGGGAAGAGGCGGACCGGAGCAAGAAGCCAUGGUUUGAAGAUCUUGUGGGUGGUAUCAGACCGACACCGCGAGAGGAACUCCCACCUGGUGCUGCAUGGGGAAUGGAGUUGACUACAUUUAUGUUCAACUCCCGACUAUAUCUCAGUUGGCUUAUGCAAAGGCUGCUGAAAGCCAAGGUACAGAUCAUUCGGCGUUCGUACAGCCACAUUGACGAUGUGAUAUCCGAUUUCCCAGCUGCCACGGCCGUUUUCAAUUGCACUGGGUUAGGUGCUAAGACAUUAGGUGGCGUCGAAGACCAGAAAAUGUACGCCACGAAGGGCCAUACCCUGCUCAUCGGUGAACCCAAAAAUCCCAUCAAAAAGAUGUAUGUUUGGAGUCAGCCAUCACUGUUUCCAGAGAACGAGUUUUCGCACGUCUUUCCCCGGCCCCUAGGCGGGGGCAUCAUCAUCGGAGGCGUUCGGCUCGAUGGCGACCAGGAUGAAACCCUCGAUGCCGGUCGCACAGAGCGGAUAAAGCAACGGGCCUGCCAACUCUGUCCAGAACUCGGCAGUCCUAAGGACUUACAGGUCAUCAGUCAGAACGUCGGCUUGCGUCCAAGUAGGUCUGGGGGAGGUCGUGUGGAGAGUGAGCAGAGGAAUGGUAUUCAGCUGAUCCACAACUACGGGGCUUCCGGAGCUGGUUAUCAAUCAUCCUGGUAA